AUGGCGACUGCCCAUCUCUUGAGUAUGAACUGGUCUUCUUGGCUCUCCGGCAGUCCGGAUUGGGCCGGCGCCGUGUCCUCCAUCUACGACAGAGCAAAACACUCGGAAGCCCCUAACAUCACUGUCUUUCUGCCAUAUCGUUGGAAUCAGUCAUUGUCGGACUUUGAUGCACAGAAAGACUGCUAUGACACGAAAUCUCUGUUCGGUUUUUCUACGACGGGACGUGGUCCUACCACUGCAAACUUAUACGGGUGCGCCGCCAUCGCGACUUCGGCAUAUCUCGUGCAAAAUGAGAACUUCGUCAUCGACAAGAGCGUCAACGAAACGAUUUCGAGAAUAAACUUGGACUCUCUAAAGGAUUUCAAUGCCACGCGGGUCUUUGAGCAGAUUGCCGGCUGUAUCGAACAAUCCUGCGUCGGAGGAAACCCUUUGGGAGAGUGCGAUCCCGGCGUCGCGAAGCUCACGCAGAGCCAAGUGAAGGCUGAUGAACUGGAUAAAGUCUUGGAACCCCUCGAGGACUUGUGCUCCGUUCUAUCAAAAGGACCAGAAGCUGAUAUUGCUGGGCCUGGUCCCGACUCUUCCAUCUUCUUCGGCACGUUGCUUGCUUUCAGGUGGGUUUUCAGGCUUUUCCGCAAGCGCUCAGAGACCGAGAUGGAUCACCUGCGCUCGACGCUGACGCACCUACGCUCGACUCGUUUCUCCGUCGCCUUGUGCUCGACCAUGAUCGAGUUCCAAGAGACACAGGCCUUUUUCGUCAUGGCCAUUGAGACGGCGACCUUGACCAUGGUAAUCAUGAACAGCCAGUCUCUGGCCAUUCGAGUUGACGUCGGUGCCGCCAAAGUCUUUGCGAGCGCCAACACGCUGCUAGUGCUCAUCACGCAGGCCAUCAUGCAACGCAGAGGCAUGUACUGGUGGUACACGUUUAUACUCACAGUCAUUGUGUAUGUCCUGUGCGCCAUCAUUCAGAUGCUCAGCCUUCCGACGCCGUCAAAUCUCUCAGAUCCGUCCCCGGAAUACGCAACCUGCGGCGGAAGGCAAAGCAUCUUGCAAACGUGUCUGCAGGCCGAAUACAGCGAUUACUACAUUUAUGGCGGCCAUUUACAAUAUAAUGAUCAAAUCAUUCGAUUCUUUAUCUAUACAUCAAUCAUGGUCUUUCUUACGGCAGAUCAUCUGGGCCAUGUCCCUGGACUCCGCAGAAUGAUGGCCUCGGCAAAUCAAGGUCUAAAAGGGCGCAAGAUCCUGAUACCUGCUUGGGUUCUCAAGACAUUAUCCGUCCUGGGAAAGAUUCUGUGGUUUCUUCUGGUGUCUCUCAUGGCUUAUACUAUUUUGGUCAACAUUGUUCAAGUACAUAGCUUCGUUCGAGAAACGAUGCGCAGCAAAGAGCAGUGGACUUUUGGCCAGGUUGUUGCGGUGCUGGUCUGGGCACCAGUACUAUCAAAGUACAUCUACUACAACAUUUUCGGCAUUGAGCUCGGCGUUGGCAAGCGGAUAGAUGACCAGUACAAAGUCGUGCUCAACGAAGAGAAGACACCAUCAACUCCUCCUAGAGCACAAGGACGCUUCGAUUCUUCGAGGAGCUUGGUGGAUGAAAGUAGUUACAUCAGCUUGAGCACUAUUGGUGAUGGCUAUGAAGAUCAGAGACCCGCAAGGACAGAGACGAGGUCAUUCUCAGGAGGCGUUAAGCGCAAACCGUUACCACCUAGAACCGACACCGAGUUGCCCAGAUGA
Molecule: messenger RNA, 1728 nt
Organism: Colletotrichum fioriniae
Lineage: Eukaryota; Fungi; Ascomycota; Sordariomycetes; Glomerellales; Glomerellaceae
Source: RefSeq, a predicted model, not a curated record